This is a messenger RNA of Solanum dulcamara, 763 nucleotides long. Its product is annotated as brassinosteroid-responsive RING protein 1-like. Gene Ontology annotation, molecular function: ubiquitin protein ligase activity; zinc ion binding. Gene Ontology annotation, biological process: protein ubiquitination. The record is from RefSeq and is a predicted model, not a curated record. The coding region runs from base 92 to 589 and encodes 165 amino acids. NCBI's taxonomy places the organism in Eukaryota, Viridiplantae, Streptophyta, Magnoliopsida, Solanales, Solanaceae. The transcript has a single exon.
CAAAUCUCACGUUCUGCUCCUCACUCUCCAUUUCAACAAUACUAGAGUUGUCUUUUUUGUUCUUACAUAUUAGUAUUUCGAGAAAAAAAAUAUGGGUUUUCCGGUGGGAUACACGGAUUUAUUCUUACCCAAAUUGCUAGUCUACUUACUUACCAUUCUAGGAUUCAUUAGAAAGUUCAUUUGCACGCUUUUCACCGUUUUUGGUCUCGGUGAUUUCCUUGAACCCGAAAUGUCGUUCCCGACCCGACCCGAAUCACACUCGGAGCUCCAUUCAGUGUCGGCGGCGUUGAUCCGGGAGCUACUACCGGUGGUGAAGUUCUCCGAGCUGGUUGACCCGCCGGAGAGCUGCGCAGUUUGCUUGUACGAGUUUGACGGAGAAGAUGAGAUCAGACGGUUGACGAAUUGCCGGCAUAUUUUCCACCGGAGCUGUUUGGACCGUUGGAUGGACCAUGAUCAGAAAACUUGUCCACUUUGCCGGACGCCGUUUAUUCCCGACGAUAUGCAAGAGAGUUUUAAUGAGAGAUUAUGGUUGGCUUCCGGCAUUUCUGAUUUUUACGGCGAGUAUUCUCCGGUCGCCGCCGGUUUGUAGCAUUUUUUGGGGGUAAAAUGAUUUGGAUUUGAUAGUGUAAAAUGUAUAUAACUACAAGAUUAAAAAAAAAAAAAAGAGGUGGGAAAAUGAUUACGGAGGAAAAGUGAAAAUGUUAUUGUAUAGUCUCUACAAUUUUGAGAAUAUGGAAUGAAGAUAAAUAGUUUAAAUUUUCAA